Molecule: messenger RNA, 2143 nt
Organism: Colletotrichum destructivum
Lineage: Eukaryota; Fungi; Ascomycota; Sordariomycetes; Glomerellales; Glomerellaceae
Product: Putative ureohydrolase
Exons: 3
Coding region: 836-1816 (326 amino acids)
Cellular component (GO): cytosol; cytoplasm; nucleus
Molecular function (GO): manganese ion binding; arginase activity
Source: RefSeq, a predicted model, not a curated record
CGCCGGUCAUGAAGUGUUUCUUUCUGUCUGGGUCUGUGGUGUCGUUGACGAUGGACAGAUACGUUGAGGAUGGUGCCAUUCUUUAGGGAGAACUAGCAUCAUAAGAAACGAGCAAAAGAAGUAUAAUAAGAGAAAGAAAAAGGGCGAGCAAAAGGACGACGAAGAAAAGGGGAAAGGAAAAGGGGAAAGAUGGCCAAAAAAGCUAGAAAAAACAACCCCGCCCCCGAAGGACCAAAUGACCCCGCCAUGCACCGGAAUGCGCAUCGACGCUUCGAGCAUCUCUCCGGCUCUCUGUCUCUCUCUCUCUCUCUCUCCCUCCUCUCCUCUCCGCAACCGCCACGAGCCGAGUCACGCCCCGGCCGCCCUCGUCUUCUCCGAGAUGCCUUUGGGGGGGGCAUUGGCUGGUCUCAUUGGCUUCGAGCUCCAUCCAUCCCAACUUCCGGCACUAGCAGGCCGACACUCCUGGUCCUAGUCCUAGUCCCGGUCAUGGUCCUGGUCCUGGUUCUGGUUUUGGUUUUGCUUCUCGUCCUCAUCCUCCACGUCGUCCUUCCCGGACAGAAGGGGAAGGGAAGGAAGAAAUAAAAAAAGGCUUUAUACCUUGAUCGCCCACCCCGUUUUCGUCCAUCUUCUCUCCAUCCUGCUCCUCGUCUUCCCUUCCUCUUCUCCUCCUCAGCUCCCACAAUCCUCUCGUCAGCUUCUUCCCUCUUCCUCCGUCAUCCUCUUACAACUCUCUCUCUUGUGUCUUGAUCCAAGUCGGUCGCCCGUCAGCUCUCAACCCGCUCACCCACCCCCAUUCACUUCCUCUCUUCACGCAUACUGGUAGCACCUCGCAGCCAUGCACACCUCCAUGGUCAAGUCCAAGUUCCUCAGCGACCCUGAGGACCUCGGCGUCGUCGCCGUCGGCUUCUCCGGCGGACAGUGCAAGCAGGGAGUAGACGCUGCGCCAAAGGCCCUCAUCGAGUCAGGCCUGCUGACCCAGCUGCGCGACGAGCUUGGAUACCGGCUGCACGGCGACGACGAGGUGCACCUCUACACCGACCUCGUGCCCGCCGACGACCCGCCCUUCCGCAACAUGAAGAACCCCAAGGCCGUCUCGUCCGUCACCCAGCGCAUCGCCGACCAGGUCUACCAGCAGUCGCGCCUCGGCCGCCUGACCCUGACCCUCGGCGGCGACCACAGCAUCGCCAUUGGCACCAUCGCCGGCUCCGCAAAGGCCACGCGAGAGCGCCUCGGCCGCGAGAUCGCCGUCAUCUGGGUCGACGCCCACGCCGACAUCAACACCCCCGAGACGAGCGACAGCGGCAAUAUCCACGGCAUGCCCGUCGCCUUCGUCACGGGCCUCGCCAAGGAGCAGCGCCCCGAGUACUUUGGCUGGCUCCAGGACGAGCACAUGCUGAGCCUCAAGAAGCUCGUCUACAUUGGCCUGCGCGACGUCGACCCCGGCGAGAAGCGGAUCCUGCGCGAAAACGGCAUUAAGGCCUUUAGCAUGUUUGACAUUGACCGGUACGGCAUCGGCCGCGUCAUGGAAAUGGCGCUCGCGCACAUCGGCAGCGACACGCCGAUCCACCUCUCGUUCGACGUCGACGCCCUCGACCCCAUGUGGGCGCCGUCGACGGGCACGCCGGUGCGCGGUGGCCUGACGCUGCGCGAGGGCGACUACAUCUGCGAGUGCGUGCACGAGACGGGCAGCCUCGUGGCGCUCGACCUCGUCGAGGUCAACCCGUCGCUGGCGGCCGACCAGGAGGGCGCCGCGUCCGAGACGGUACGCGCCGGCUGCUCGCUGGUGCGCUGCGCCCUGGGCGAGUCGCUGCUGUGAGGUCGGUUUCUGAGAAAAGAAGAAUAAGGGGGAAGAGUCAAAUGGAUGUUAGUGAGAGGGGAGGACGGAAGAAGAAAAAAAUAGAUGAUUGGGAAACACUGCAUCUCGUAAGGGAAAGGAAGGACGGGGGAAAGCAUAUCACAAGAGACAACGGCAGGGCGGAGGCGGGUUCGAUUCGAUUCGGCGCAUGGUCCGGGACUGCAUGGGACGGCGGGGAAUAGAUGAGCUUCAGCCACGGGGGGGUCGCCCGUCCGAGAUAGGACGACGGCGGUCCCAAGAGACGACGAGGAAUAAUACCAAAGCAAAUGAUCAUUUUUUACCCCCUUC